Molecule: messenger RNA, 93 nt
Organism: Ectocarpus siliculosus
Lineage: Eukaryota; Phaeophyceae; Ectocarpales; Ectocarpaceae
Source: the annotation of a GenBank genome assembly
AUGAGACCAAACCAACAGCACCUACGCAUAUAUAGCGGCUCGGAACGCCUCGACCUCAGGUGGAACAAGUUGGAUGCGAAAAUGACUCAAUGA